Molecule: messenger RNA, 357 nt
Organism: Debaryomyces fabryi
Lineage: Eukaryota; Fungi; Ascomycota; Pichiomycetes; Serinales; Debaryomycetaceae
Exons: 1
Coding region: 1-357 (118 amino acids)
Cellular component (GO): cytosol
Molecular function (GO): transaminase activity; pyridoxal phosphate binding
Source: RefSeq, a predicted model, not a curated record
AUGAAGAUUGUUAGACAAUAUUACAAAGAAAAGGGUGAAAUGGAUAGACUUAUUUUCGUUAGUCGUGAACAAUCAUACCACGGUUAUACGAUUGGAGCUAUGUCUCUUAGUGAGUCUUCCAGAAAGGCACCUUUUAGAGAAGUUACUUUGGCAGCUUGGCAAGCUCCAAAAGUUGCACCUUGUUAUCCUUACCGCCAUAAGAAAGACGGAGAAUCACUUGAAAAAUAUAAAGAUAGAUUAUUAAAGGAAGUUGAAGAGACUUUCUUAUCUCUCGGCCCAUAUAAAAUUGCGGCCUUUGUUUGUGAAACACUUCCGGAUCGACUUUUGGAACUUCCCCUGCGGCCCCGGGUUAUUUGA